This is a messenger RNA of Amphimedon queenslandica, 1379 nucleotides long. RefSeq lists its product as uncharacterized. Gene Ontology annotation, molecular function: protein binding. The record is from RefSeq and is a predicted model, not a curated record. The coding region runs from base 15 to 1361 and encodes 448 amino acids. Lineage: Eukaryota; Metazoa; Porifera; Demospongiae; Haplosclerida; Niphatidae. The transcript is spliced from 11 exons.
AGAAGCAAGAAUCAAUGCGUAAAUUAAGAAUAUAUUGUAAUCAUCCAGUCAGUGGUGAAUUAAUUGAAUCAGUAAUUGAAAUCAAUAAGGAUGAAUUACUUCCUGAAACACUGGAUAAAGCUUAUGAGUCUAUGAAAUUAGCACCACACAUUCCUAUUGAGAGAUGCCGUUUAGUCAGAUAUUAUUAUUACUAUGAAGCAAUGGACGAGUCAUUUGAUCUCGACAAGUUUCAGGAUCAAACUAUUGAUAAACUGAUGGGUAUGUCUGUAGAUAAUUGCUAUUGUUCUGGAGUAUUUUUGCAAACUCGAAAAGAAAAUGAACACUUCAAGGUAUACAAUAUUGGAGGAAUUAAUUUGAAGAUAUCAGUAGUGGAACCUUCAACUGGUGAAGUAUCUGCAGCUGAACCAAUGAGAGCAGAGCAUGGUUGGACUGUUGGAGAAUUAAAACAGUGUAUAGGAGAACUAUUUAAUAUUAAUCCGUCAUGCAUGAGGCUAGUACUGGAAACUUAUUACGAUGCAGAUGAUGAAUUACUUAAUGAGUUUUAUCUUUCUUUCCUUGCUGGUAAUUAUUAUGGUAUGCAUUUGGCGAAUGAUACAGCAUACUUAAGAGAAUUGAUGUCAAGGAGACACAAAUUAUAUGCAUUGUCAGAUAUUGAAGAUUAUCAAAGAGAAUAUAACAAAAGUCUAAUGUACAGAUAUGUUACAUUUCAUUUACAAUCAGUAAUGCUACACAUUUCAAUGCCUUCUCGACCUGAAAGAAGAGGAGGAAAAGGGGAAGUAAGAAGAAGGGAUAUUGCCAUACCAAACACAGGUGGUAGUGGAGAAAUGAUGAUGAAGAUUGUUUCAAUAAAUGAAGGAAGAGAAAGAAAGAUACAGAUAAAAGCUGAUAAUAGAAUAUCAUUUGCUCAAUUAAAGGAAAAGCUUGUUCCAAUGGUUGGUGUACCAGCUACUGGUUUUAGAUUGUUUCAAACUAAAGAUAAUCAGCCAGAACAAGAAAUUCUGUGUCUAUCCGACUCAUUAGCCAAAUUGUCUUGUGAUUCAAAGAUUGUGGUAAAGUUGGGUAAAGGGUUACAGGAUUACAGGAUUAAGCUCUUUCUAUUACUUGUUAAUAAUGAAGAGUUUUGUAAGUUUAUAAUGGAGUCAAUUGUGUCCAAAAAUACGCCAGUUCGAGAAUUUAAGAAACAAAUUAUUGAAGAGGCAGAAAUACAAGGAAUUGAUUGUGUCUUAGAAUUAGACAAAAUCAGAUUGCGUAAAAAGACAUCCAGAUCACUUGGUCAAAUAUAUCUUGAUCAUCUGUUAAUAUAUAAAGAUGUCCAUGUGUCUAACGGCAGUGAAAUGUAUGUUGAACUAUUAAAAGGUUAGUAGAAAGUGUUCAUUAAA